AUGUCUUUCAUGUUGUUCCUAACAUUGACCUUUGCUUCACUCGCCUCCAUCAACGCAAGCCCAUUAAAAUCUAAAUUUGGCAAACCUACCCAUCAACCAGUCGUCAACGCCGUCAUCGACACCCUCUCCAUUUCUGACCUCCAGGCUGAUCUCGCCAUUUUGUCCAAUUUUCAUACGAGGUUCUACAACUCUACGACCGGUGCGGCGGCUAGUCAGUGGCUCCUUGGAUAUGUAGAAGAGAUUACAUCAGGCCGCGACGAUAUCACUGCAGAAGCGUUUACUCAUGCGGACUUUCCUCAAACAUCUACGAUUGUUCACUUCAAUGGACAAAAUUCCUCGGCCCCUGUUACUAUCGUUGGGUCUCAUAUCGACUCUGUUUCAUGGCGUGGAGAGCUUGAGGAUCCCGCCAGCGAUCGCUCGCCAGGAGCCGAUGAUGAUGGUUCUGGGUCAGUGAACGUGAUCGCUACCCUCCGUGCCCUGGUUGAGGCUGGUUUCGAGCCUGCUACGCCUUUGGAAUUCCAUUGGUAUGCUGGCGAAGAAGGCGGGCUUCUUGGCUCGGAUGCUGUCUCGAAGAAGUAUAAGGCAGAUGGAAUCGAGGUCAAUGCCUACAUGAACUUGGAUAUGAACGCAUACACAAAACCUGGCGAAGAAGAAGUCAUCGUCAUACGCCAAGAUUUCUCAGACCCCGACCUCAAUGAAUUUAUCGAAAGCCUCAUCGACGAAUACAUUGGUCUCCCCGUGGCCACUGCACAGUGUGGGUAUGCAUGCUCUGACCAUGCGUCCUGGCAUCGCCAAGGCUUCCCAGCCGCAAUGCCAUUCGAAGGCCGUACCCGCAACCCACUCUUCCAUACGAUCGACGAUACCACAGAGGCACCUGGGUUCUCUUGGGAACAUUCAAUUCAGUUCGCAAAAUUAGCUGUCGCGUUUGCGUACGAGCUAUCGGCUUGA
This is a messenger RNA of Pleurotus ostreatus (oyster mushroom), 948 nucleotides long. RefSeq lists its product as uncharacterized. Gene Ontology annotation, molecular function: metalloexopeptidase activity. The transcript is spliced from 5 exons. Gene Ontology annotation, biological process: proteolysis. Bases 1 to 948 code for a protein of 315 amino acids. The record is from RefSeq and is a predicted model, not a curated record. Lineage: Eukaryota; Fungi; Basidiomycota; Agaricomycetes; Agaricales; Pleurotaceae.